Molecule: messenger RNA, 1491 nt
Organism: Sarcophilus harrisii (Tasmanian devil)
Lineage: Eukaryota; Metazoa; Chordata; Mammalia; Dasyuromorphia; Dasyuridae
Product: serine protease 38-like
Exons: 5
Coding region: 286-1164 (292 amino acids)
Biological process (GO): proteolysis
Molecular function (GO): serine-type endopeptidase activity
Source: RefSeq, a predicted model, not a curated record
ACUAUCUUAUCUUCUUUAGCCCACCCCCUCCCCGCGCGGCUGCCUCUCCAUCACUUCCCUCACUUCUUUCCCGUUCCGUCCGGGACUUCUGGUUUCCGUGGUUUUGGCGGGGGGGAGGGGUGUCUCUAAGAGGACCCCUUCAUGCAGAUAGAAGACGUUUCUGCAGCCUCAGAGACACGCUCAGGACCCUCACCCCCCGCAGGCUCCCCUCCCUAAUGACCCGCCCUUCCCCACUGUCUUGGGAACUCGGGGCUUCCUCCCCCCUCCCCCCCUCUGGUGCAGCUCAUGUCUCUCUCAUUUCUCCCAGGCUGUGGCUGCUGGAAAAGCAAUUCAGAGUGCGGGCGGCCCUUCCGGGAAGGGAAGAUCAUCGGGGGCCAGGAUGCCCUGGAUGGGAAGUGGCCGUGGCAAGUGACCUUUUUCUUCAGGGGCUACCACACCUGCGGAGGCUCCAUCCUGAGCAAGUACUGGGUGCUCACAGCCGCCCACUGCUUCGACCAGACCCUGGAUCUGCUGGAGCAUUUCAAAGUGUAUGUGGGCCUGACAGACUUAAAGUCCAUCAACAGUCACAUUCAGAAGCGCGGGAUCAAGCAGGUGAUCAUCCACCCGCUAUACAAGCUCACUCACCCAAACGGGCACGACAUCGCCUUGGUGCAGCUGAGCAAGGCUCUGAAAUUCAAUUACCUUGUCCUCCCUGUCUGCCUCCCCAAGUCCAACAUCAAUCUAGACACCACAGAGACAUGCUGGAUUACGGGAUGGGGAAAGAUGAGAGAAUCAGGUAUAAUGGUAGACAUUCUUCAAGAGACUGAAAUACCUCUUCUUGAUCAGUUUUUGUGUCAAAUCCUCUAUGGGAGCAUAUUCUUCAUCCAAGAAGACAUGAUUUGUGCUGCUGACCUGUCCCUCAUGAAGAGCCCCUGCCAGGGCGAUUCCGGAGGACCCCUUGUCUGCAAAUUCAAUGAUACCUGGAUCCAGAUAGGGGUGGUGACCUGGGGCAAAGGAUGCUCCAUCCCUUUAUACCCUGGCGUUUUUGCUCGAGUUCCAUACUUCUCCACAUGGAUCUCUAACAGCAUCCAAUCCGUGAUCAUCUCCAGAUCAACAAUCAUUGCCGUUUCUUGGAUGACUUUAUCAACUGCACUGCUGUUUCUCCAUGUCCUGAGAACCCAAUGACUGUCCCACCUGCUCCUUCCUCCCUCCCUAGCAUCUUCCUCCAAAUGCCUUCUCAGUCUUAGAGCUUGACCCCCUUCUCCCUCCAUCUGUCCUGUCCCCUGAUGCCACCCUAUCCCCUGUGGUAAGGGACACAGGUGAAUGCUGGGUCCUAGGACAGACAAGGCAUGAGAAGGGGAUGAUGGGGAACUGGCUGCUCGUGUGUGGAAGCCAGGGUCUGAAUCUCCUGGGAUGGGGUGGUAGGCACUGAGGGGGCCACGGGUCACAGGGACUGAGGUUGCAAUGAUCUAAUUAAACUUGUAAAGGAGAAAGUGAUGGAGUUCUGUAUUU